GAAGCAGAGCGAAACAAGAGGAGAGAACAGAACAGAGAGAGUACAUUGGCAGAUGGAUUUGACAUCCCAGCUCACCAGUGGGUAGAGAAUGAGGAAGUGCUUAGAGCGUUGGGAGAAGACUCACUCGGUAUCCCGCACUUUCCUGAUCACUUCCAGCCUAUGACUGACAAUACAGGUCUGAGAUCUCAGCCUGAGAGUUCCUUCUCUAGAAGGGAUCCUGAAUUCUGGAGUAAUAUAUACUCUACAGAAAACGUGAAGAGGACGGCAUCCAACGAGAAGAAAAAUAUCAACAAUGACGAUUCAGCCCAACUGAAUGUACCCACUCCUUCCUCUGAGAGCACCCAGUUGCCAUGUGAGUUCUGUGAAGAGUUGUUCCCUCUGGAGGACCUUAUCUUACAUCAGUCUGGAUGCAGACUUUCUGCCACAUCCUCCAAUAGAAGCCUUUCACCCAGUCCUAGAGAAAAUGUCAGAUCAUCUUCCCCACCUGUCCACGGUUCACAAAUGGUCCUCCUGCCCUGUGAAUUCUGUGGUGUACUGCUGGAGGGAGAAAUCCUCUUCCAUCACCAGGAUCAGUGUGAGAAGUGUCCAGACUCUGGAAAAAGCUCUCCAUUUAUACCAGCACUACUUCCCGAUGAUGUAACAUGUGAAGAACAGCAAUACAGAACUUUUGAAACUCCAGCUAUUCAGUCCCGUCACAGUCUCACAACAGUUGAUGCCGGUGUGGACACUAACCGAUACCUAAUAAGGGAGAAUGCAGCCAGACCGCCACGUCCUGCGAGACCAAUUUCUCAUUUACACGAAAUGCAG
Staurois parvus is the source of this 807-nucleotide messenger RNA. The record is from the annotation of a GenBank genome assembly. NCBI's taxonomy places the organism in Eukaryota, Metazoa, Chordata, Amphibia, Anura, Ranidae.